GCCACGUUGGAGUAAGCGGAGGAUCCCGAACCGUCAACAUGUCCUGUCUUCACAUCAGAGGGAUUUUUCUCACUCUGUGUUUGGCUCCAACUGCUUUAUCGAGCCUGCAUCCUGAAUGUGAGUACAUAUUUCAGCUGGAGAAAGAGGAGCGCAACUGCCUUGAGUACAUUGCAGCGCAGGCCAACGGCAGCCAUGAAGGUUGCUGGCCAUUCUGGGAUGCAGUUGUCUGCUGGCCUCAUGCAGUCAUUGGGGAGACUGUCAACAGAGGCUGUCCUGCCGUCUUCUCCCUCUUCAAAAACAACACAGGUUCAGUGAGCCGUAACUGCACCAGUGGAGGUUGGUCCAGGCCCUUCCCACCGUACCACAUUGCCUGUAGCGUGGAUGAUGACAUUCCUGAGACAGAAGAGUCGUACUUUGCCACUGUGAAGCUCAUAUACACCAUUGGCUACAGCAUUUCUCUUGUGGUGCUGGCUGUUGCUGUGUUGAUCCUGUUGCUCUUCAGGCGGCUACGUUGUGCCAGGAACUUCAUUCACAUCCAGCUGUUCAUUACGUUUAUCCUGAAAGCUGUGGCUGUGUUCAUAAAGGAUGCUACUCUAUUCUCAAGUGACGACAUCAACCACUGCACCUUUUCCACAUUUGCCUGUAAGGCCUCCGUGGUCUUCUGUCACUAUUGUGUAAUGGCAAAUUUUUUCUGGCUCCUGGUGGAGGCGCUCUACCUCAAUUCCCUACUGCUCUCCUCCUUCUAUCACAGCCGGCGAUGCCUCUGGGGCUUCAGCCUGCUGGGAUGGGGUGUCCCUGUGCUCUUCAUCAUCCUGUGGAUUGGAUCAAGAGUGUAUUUCGAAGACACAGAAUGCUGGGACAUCAACGAGGACUCGCCCUAUUGGUGGAUCAUCAAGGGACCGAUUGUUGUGUCUAUAGCGGUCAAUUUCAUGCUGUUUGUAAACAUCAUCAGAAUCCUGAUACAGAAGCUCAACCCUCGACUGAUCCAGUUUAAUAACUCGUCUCAGUACAGACGCCUGACUAAGUCCACCCUCCUCCUCAUCCCUUUGUUCGGCACUCACUACAUGUUCUUCAAUUUUCUGCCCGACUACUUCAGUAUUAACCUGCGCCUCUGUAUUGAGCUCUGCAUGGGAUCCUUCCAGGGGCUCCUUGUGGCAAUUCUCUAUUGCUUUCUCAAUCAAGAGGUUCAGAAAGAGGUCCACAUGCAGUGGCUGAGGUGGCAGGAGGGAAGCUACGGGGUGGUAUCGCCCGCUGCAAAGGGCAGCCAGAUGGACACGCCCUUCUAGAGCGCUCCGAUAUGUCUUCAACUUCUUCUCUUCUCAACUACUGUUUCACAGAGGAUCGCUGAAGCGCAUGUCAUCAUCUCUAAUGGGGCUGUACAGUACGCACAAUACCAGUGACAAUGCACCAGAGAGUCAGUUUUCAUUCCAAACUCUGUGUGACAGAGUGUUUCACCGGCUGCACUCCUUCAGCCAGGACCCGGGAAAUUGAGGUGAACUUUCAAGUAGAGAAUCAUUCUGAAAUUCCCAUGACAUACACACACACACACACACACACACACACACACAAACACAUAGACAGACAGGCAUCUCAAGACAGCUCCUGACAAUUUUAUAUGCAUUUCCCAAAGGGCAUGGUGGCAACGCAUUUAGAAAGAUCAGCUUUUAGAUUUCCUCAGAGGCCUCACUGGUCAAACUGAAGAUAAUUUUGCUGAGCUGGAAGCUUUGCCGAAUUAGUAAAUAACUAUCAAUUAGCCAGCAAAAUGACUCCCUGGAUAUAACUACACAUGAUCUUGCCUCUUGCACAUUUCACUGCACAUUAUGUAGCACAGUAAGUUUGAGUCCAUUAAUCUUAGAUGCUUUCGAUCAUAUGAUAUUCAAGAUAGAAUUUGUCUUAUGAAGCUGUGGCCUAACUAUCUAGUGACGCACAAAUGGUUCAUCUCUCAGCUGACUCACAUGACAAUAAAAAGGGAUCAUUUUAUAAAUUUAUGUUAUCAUUCAUAUUAUAUUAUUCCUGUUAUCUCAGACUGUGGGAUCGUUCUGACUUGUAUGUUUGUGCUCUCUUGUGACCUUUGUACUUGUAUUCAAUUCAUUUAUUUGUUUAUUGAUUCAUUCGCAGCAAGAAUAAAGCUAAAAAUGGAAUACUUUCAGUGAUUGUGGUGUUGUGGAGUGCAGCUUAAUAAAUGAAUACCUUUGUGUA
Messenger RNA from Lates calcarifer (barramundi perch), 2199 nucleotides. RefSeq names its product growth hormone releasing hormone receptor, like (gene ghrhrl). Gene Ontology annotation, molecular function: growth hormone-releasing hormone receptor activity; G protein-coupled peptide receptor activity; peptide hormone binding. The transcript is spliced from 13 exons. Gene Ontology annotation, biological process: cell surface receptor signaling pathway; positive regulation of cell population proliferation; adenylate cyclase-activating G protein-coupled receptor signaling pathway. Bases 39 to 1286 code for a protein of 415 amino acids. NCBI's taxonomy places the organism in Eukaryota, Metazoa, Chordata, Actinopteri, Centropomidae. The record is from RefSeq and is a predicted model, not a curated record. Gene Ontology annotation, cellular component: plasma membrane.